Ostertagia ostertagi is the source of this 897-nucleotide messenger RNA. The record is from the annotation of a GenBank genome assembly. Lineage: Eukaryota; Metazoa; Nematoda; Chromadorea; Rhabditida; Trichostrongylidae.
AUGGAUGGACGAAUAAACCUAUUAUUCUGGCGGCAGACAGAACCAGCAGUGGGAUCUUAUUAUCGCCAAGUCCACAAACUUCAUCCUAUAGUUCUGCUACUUGAAUUGGAAGAAACGUCAAGCCCCAAUCCGAGUUUCCUAGACGCUAUCUCAUACUUUCCACUUAUAUUUUGGAUGCAAGGAAAGAUUUCAAUAAUUGAUAACCUUCUCCGAGCUGGCGUCAGCAAUGCGGAGCAUGUCGUUGUUGUUAAGGAGUUUGCAUCAUUGGCCGAAGAACAUCUUGCUGACUGCAGUACCAGCAUAAGGAUGUUUCCACAAUUACGAAUGAUCACAGAACUCACGCAUACGAGUAAUAUGCGUUUCGUGCAAUUCAGCGCAAACAAUCCUUAUUCGUUGGCACAGUCCAAGUUUGAAAAGUAUGAGAAGAAACGAGGGUCACACAUGCCUUACAUGUUUCGCCUUCCAUUUGCGCAAGGUGGAGUGUUUAGCGCCAACAUGUUGGAUAGGUUUCGCAUUGAAAUGGAAGAGAAGUGUCACUCGUUAGAUGCGUCACAACUGGAGUCAGCUCGAGAACGACGAAAGGAGAUGCUCAAUCACAUAAGAACCAGAAUGCGAAACAUGGGAAUGACGGAUGAUGAAGAGUCUCUUGACUGCACGGAUGUCGUGGAGAGCAGUAACAGGAUUUCCUUCGUCAUAAUCAAUCCUACAGCGGAAUUGCAGCUCGAAGCUGGCGAUAUUGUGUACGUGCUGUGUAGCCCUGUGAAAGAAGACGCAGGCAGCAAGCAGACGAACCCUAAAAGAGGGCUCCGAAGGACACAUCACAUCGAGGAGAUGACAUUCGACAGCAAUGACAAAAGUGCCGAACAUAUAUCAUUUGAUGUUCUGUCGCUCCCAUAG